Molecule: messenger RNA, 1725 nt
Organism: Cucurbitaria berberidis CBS 394.84
Lineage: Eukaryota; Fungi; Ascomycota; Dothideomycetes; Pleosporales; Cucurbitariaceae
Exons: 2
Coding region: 1-1725 (574 amino acids)
Source: RefSeq, a predicted model, not a curated record
AUGUCCUCAACCUACUUCCACCCCCGGCUGUGCGCAAACAGCACCAAUGGCGUGCAAUGCACCCAAUCCGCCGACCGCUUCGCAUGUGCCAAAUGCCGACUCGUCCAGUACUGCUCCAAGGCCUGCCAGGCAGCACACUGGCCUACUCACAAGAAGCAGACUUGCAAUCACGAGCUUAUGAGUAAGGAAUGGCUGCCAAACUACGCCAAGGAGCAACGUUUGCCCAAGUUCGCAGAUGGGUCGGAGAGCGGUUUGGAUAUCUUCGGCCCGCUCAAGUAUCUCUGGGGCCAGGAGCCGGCUCUCGAUUUGAUCAAUCUAGCUCAGAACGAAGGCCUGGAGGAUCUGUCACGCAACGUGGACGUUUUGUGCGCUGCGUCUGGCGACUCUCGUCAUGUCUUUAAGACUAUUGCCAAUCUUCCCGAGAAACACACUGGCAAGUGUACCAUUGUGUCCAACGACAUCGACCUGGACAUUGUAGCGAGGACCGCUAUUUUCCUUCUCAUCGCUGGCUACAUGGAGCAAGAAGAAGCUGUACCCGCCAUCAUCCACCUCUGGUACUCCGCGCUCAUCCCCUCUUCCAUGCUAUCCAGAGUCUGCGAGAAGAUCCUCCCGCUAGUCGAAGAUGUCUGCACCAAGAUCGCGGCCAAAGCUCCCCACUCCCCUCUUGGCAAGACGUUCAAACUCGACUCUGGAUCAUCCAUCCGCAUCGUCCUGACAAAGGAACAAUGGUUCAAGCUACGGCAGUACCUCUUCCUCCCCACCGGCGUCACUCGAACCUUCGCAAAGGAAGGCCGAGCUCUCCAAAUCAAUAACCCGCGACGCAUCGACUACAAGCAGAACCACUGGUACUACAAGUCCCCCGCAUUCCGCACCUGCAUUGCCAAGUUCCUCAACGACGACAUCUUACUGCCCUUCGGCACGUCGCGACAGCAGUUCGAUACGCCGAACCCGACGUUCCAUCAGCGCCCGGACAUGUGGCCGUUUCGCGACGAUGCGGGCCCCUUCUAUGGAUGGAGCCACGAGGACGUUAUGCAAGGGAAGCAGGUAGCAGCUGAAGACGUACUGGGCGCGCAAUUCUUCAUGCUGCGGUCGCUGCUGUCCAAGGUCUGCGGUCGCAUCCGCGCCUCCGAUGUUCACUUCAAGCUGUCGUGUCUGGAUGCGCGGGACCUGCCUGGGAGGUUGAAGCAGUGGGGGGAAACGCAGGAGUUUGACCGGAUCGAGGUCUCCAACCUGUGUGAUCGCGCCUACUGUGGCCCAGCGGCUAUCAUCAACCUCUUCUCUCCGCUGCUCAAACCUUUGCCUAUCAACCCGCAUGCAACGCUCCUCCUCUUCUUCUCAGGCGCUAAUAAGGAGAUGCAAUUGUCCCUUACCGACCCCGAGAAAGCCCACGAGUGGUACGCCGCAAAUAAACGCACUGCGUGCUACCUCGCUGUCCCGAACCCUUACACCAUACCGCAGUGGCAUCCAGAUGGUUUCCGUUUCCACCAGUGCGCCGGCAGUGUCAUGUUCGAUUGGGACAAGAUGUGGGAGAAGUUCCAGGUGGUAGUGGGAUUGAGGGGGUUGGUUCUGGACGCUGGGCUGAAGAUAAGGAGGGAGGAUGAGCAUGGUGUGGCGAGGGCGUGGCCUAAGAGGAUGAGGGAUAUGACGAAAGAGGAGUUUAAUUUGAGGUUGGGGAGGGAUGCUACUUGUUUCGAGCGGUAUGUGGAGCUUAUUAGGACUGGAUAG